CUAUUUCCGUUAGAACUGCACCUUUUUCUUGAAAAGAAAGAAGAGUAUAAGGAACUCGAAAGGAAGAGAAGAGGGAGGAGUAAGAAGGGAGAAAUGGUGAAUUUGCAGAAGGGUUUUCCUCUGUUUAUUCAGCAAUACAAAGCUCUUUUGAAGAAGAAUUUCCUCCUCGCAUGGAGGAACAGGAGAUCUACGUUUAUGCAACUCUUCUCUUCCAUCUUCUUCAUCUUUCUUAUCUUCGUCAUCGAUAGAGCCGUUAGAAAUCGUUUCUCUUCUACGACUAAUUAUGAAAACGUCUUUGAUCCCAAGUCCCUUGUCUCUCCCCCAAUUCCUCCCUGCGAGGACAAGUUCUUCAUUAAGACUCCGUGCUACGAUUUAGUUUGGAGUGGGAACAGUAGCUCCAGGAUCCGAACAAUUGUGUCGAACAUCAUGGCUAAUAAUCCAGGAAGACCUAUUCCUUCAACUAGGGUUAAAUCAUUUGGAACACCUGAAGAAGUCGAUGAUUGGCUUUUCAGUGAACCUAUGCGUUGCCCAGGAGCUCUGCAUUUCGUUGAAGAGAAUUCUACUGUAAUAAGCUAUGGUAUUCAAACAAACUCGACCGCUGUACAAAAGCGAGGGCACUUUGAGGACCCUACUUUUAAAUUUCAAAUACCACUCCAAAUCGCUGCAGAACGUGAAAUUGCUAGGUCUUUGAUUGGAGAUCCAAAUUUUAGCUGGGUCGUCAGCCUCAAGGAAUUUGCGCAUCCUGCCAUAGAUAACUUCUCUGCCAUGGGGACUAUAGGACCAACAUUUUGCCUUGCGAUUGCGAUGUUUGGUUUUGUCUUCCAAAUUAGUUCUCUGGUUACAGAGAAAGAACUCAAACUUCGCCAGGCAAUGUCUAUAAUGGGUCUCUAUGAAUCUGCAUAUUGGCUUUCGUGGCUCACUUGGGAGUCCUUGAUCACACUUCUCUCAUCACUAUUCACUGUUCUCUUUGGCAUGAUGUUCCAGUUCACCUUUUUCUUGCACAAUAGUUUUGCAGUUGUGUUCCUUGUGUUCUUUCUUUUCCAAUUCAAUAUGGUUGCUUUCGCCUUCAUGCUGUCGGCUUUCCUUACUAAGGCAGAGUCAUCUACAACUGUGGGUUUCUCCAUAUUUAUCGUUGGCUUCCUGACCCAGCUUGUUACAACAUUUGGAUUUCCCUACGGUGGUUCCUAUAGUGUAGUAUACAGGGUCAUUUGGUCUUUAUUCCCACCUAAUCUUCUGGCCAAAGCUCUUGAUUUGCUUUCAAAUGCUACAAACACUUCUGAAGACAGCGGGAUCAGCUGGAGUGGACGAGCAAAGUGUCCACCAACAACGCCAAAUUGUGUGUUGACUAUCGAUGGUGUAUAUAGAUGGCUUUUGUCAACAUUCUUUCUGUGGUUUCUCUUGGCUAUCUACUUCGACAAUAUAAUCCCAAAUUCAUCAGGGGUGAGGAAAUCAUUAUUUUAUUUCCUCAAGCCUGGGUACUGGAUAGGAAAAGAUGGAGACAAGGUUAAAGAGGGUGGCAUUUGUAGUUGCACUAGUUCAACUCCACCAGUGGACCAUGUUACUCAGGAGGAUCAAGAUGUUCUUGAAGAGGAAAAUAUUGUAAAGCAACAAGUCAAUGAAGGUGAAGUUGAUCCUAAUGUUGCAGUUCAGUUACGCGGUCUUGCAAAGACAUAUCCUGGGACAACAAAUAUGGGUUGCUGUAAAUGCAAAAAGACUCCACCUUACCAUGCUGUUAAGGGUUUAUCGGUAAACCUUGCAAAAGAUCAACUAUUUUGUCUUCUUGGACCGAAUGGGGCUGGAAAAACUACUGCGAUCAAUUGUUUAACAGGCAUCACACCAGUGACAGGCGGAGAUGCACUGAUCUAUGGAUAUUCCAUUCGGAGUGGUGCUGGUAUGUCAAGUAUCCGAAAACUAAUAGGAGUUUGUCCUCAGUUUGACAUUCUUUGGGAUGCCUUAACCGGUGAAGAGCACCUCCAUCUCUUUGCUAACAUCAAAGGCCUGCCCCCUAAUUCAAUCAAGUCGGUUGUUCAGGAGUCGUUAACACACGUUAAACUUACUCAAGCAGCCAAACUGAGAGCUGGGAGUUAUAGUGGAGGAAUGAAGCGCCGGGUUAGUGUUGCAAUAGCCCUCAUUGGUGAUCCAAAAUUGGUCAUCUUGGAUGAGCCGACAACUGGCAUGGAUCCAAUCACAAGGAGGCAUGUAUGGGAUAUCAUAGAGGAUGCAAAGAAAGGUCGGUCCAUUGUCCUAACAACUCACUCAAUGGAGGAAGCUGACAUUUUAAGUGACCGCAUAGCUAUCAUGGCAAAAGGCAGGCUCCGUUGCAUAGGUACCUCAAUCAGAUUGAAGUCCCGGUUUGGAACAGGUUUUGUUGCUAACGUGAGCUUCCUUGGGAGUAAUCCUGGGCAAACUCCUAAUGCUAACGAGGACGCUGUUGAUAUGACCGAACCUCAUUGUGAAGAUGUGAAGAAUUUUUUCAAACAUCAUUUGAAUGUGGUGCCCAAAGAGGAGAACAAGGCCUUCCUGACUUUCGUUAUUCCUCAUGAAAAAGAAAACUUGUUGGGAAGUUUCUUUGCAGAGCUUCAAGAAAGAGAAAGAGAAUUUGGCAUAUCAGACAUCCAACUUGGCCUUACAACUCUCGAAGAAGUGUUUUUGAAUAUAGCCAAGCAGGCAGAACUAGAAAGUGCUAUUGCUGAAGGGGCCUUGAUAACUCUGACAUUAACAUCUGGAACCUCACUUGAGAUACCCAUUGGAGCAAGAUUUAUUGGGAUCCCUGGUACCGAGUCCGCAGCAAAUCCUAGUGGUCUCAUGGUUGAAGUAUACUGGGAACAGGAUGAUUCGGGCAGACUCUGCAUUUCUGGUCACUCACCUGAAACUUCUAUACCACCAAACGUUCAACCUAUGGGUUCUUCUGCAGGCACUACCCAUGCAACUUUUGGACGAACCGGACGAACCGGACACAUACAUGGAUUUGUGAUUGAUGAAAAUCAAAUUGAAGGCAAUCAAAGGACCUGAAAGGAUGCCCAAACCGAUUCUAUGGUUGACUGAAGCAGUUAUGUAAAAUACAUUGUUGA
Messenger RNA from Telopea speciosissima, 3071 nucleotides. RefSeq names its product ABC transporter A family member 2-like. The transcript is spliced from 16 exons. Gene Ontology annotation, biological process: transmembrane transport; lipid transport. Lineage: Eukaryota; Viridiplantae; Streptophyta; Magnoliopsida; Proteales; Proteaceae. The annotation marks the transcript as partial. Gene Ontology annotation, cellular component: membrane; intracellular membrane-bounded organelle. The record is from RefSeq and is a predicted model, not a curated record. Gene Ontology annotation, molecular function: lipid carrier activity; ATP hydrolysis activity; ABC-type transporter activity.